Myxocyprinus asiaticus (Chinese sucker) is the source of this 999-nucleotide messenger RNA. RefSeq names its product putative nuclease HARBI1. The transcript has a single exon. NCBI's taxonomy places the organism in Eukaryota, Metazoa, Chordata, Actinopteri, Cypriniformes, Catostomidae. The record is from RefSeq and is a predicted model, not a curated record. Bases 1 to 999 code for a protein of 332 amino acids.
AUGGCAGGCAUUGUCCAUCGCCACCACCAGUUUGAAAGGAGAGAAUUUCAUCAAAGGGUGUAUGUUGAGCGUAUAAAACUACUGGAGCAGUACACCACUGAGGAACUGUAUGCUCUGUUUCACUUUGGGAAUGCUGAUAUUAAGUACAUUGCAGACCUUAUCAGGCCAAAACUUCAAUGCAAAAACCCAAGGAGUCAUGCUCUGUCUGUGGAAGAACAGGCCCUCAUUGCUCUGCGCUUCUAUACAACUGGGACUUUCUACCAAGUUGUUGGUGACAAUUUAGGAGUGAACAAAUCAACUCUCAGUGAUGUGGUGAAAUCUGUGUCAAUCGCAUUGGCGAGCCAAGUCAAUCAAUCUGUUUCAUUUCCAAAGGAUGACCAGAUUGCCCAGAGCAAGCACAAGGUUUUUCUUUUAGGAAACAUGCCCAAUACUAUUGGGGUUAUUGACUGCACUCAUGUGCACAUACAAGCACCUCAUGAGAGGGAGUGGGACUAUGUCAAUCAAAAGGGAAGGCACAGCAUCAACAUCCAACUUGUGGGCGACGCUGACCUCAUCAUCACAAACUGUGUCGUGAGGUGGCCUGGGUCUGUCCAUGAUGCACGUAUCCUGAGGAAGAGUGCUCUAUACAGAGAGCUCCAAAACAGCAGACCAGAUGGCACACUAUUAGGAGACAGUGCCUAUCCACUCCUACCAUGGCUGAUUACCCCUUUUCUUGCAGCAAACAGGCACGCUAAGCAGGCACGCUUCAACACUGCUCAUUGCAAAACAAGAUGUACAAUUGAGCGCUUAAAUGGAGUCCUCAAGAGGCGCUUUGCAUGCCUUAACUACUUGCGAGUGGAACCACAGGGAGCAUGCAACAUAAUACUUGCCUGUAUUGUCCUGCACAACAUUGCUAGAAGGCGCAAUGUCCCUCUCUGUGAUAAAAUAAUGAUAAUGAUACACCUGAGUCUGCUGAAUACCCAGACCAACCACCGGCAUUCUCUUGGAGUGAGGAACUGA